Molecule: messenger RNA, 462 nt
Organism: Eremothecium gossypii ATCC 10895
Lineage: Eukaryota; Fungi; Ascomycota; Saccharomycetes; Saccharomycetales; Saccharomycetaceae
Gene: DAP1
Product: Dap1p
Exons: 1
Coding region: 1-462 (153 amino acids)
Cellular component (GO): membrane; endomembrane system
Source: RefSeq, marked provisional
AUGUCGUUUGUUAAAAAUAUGCUUUUUGGCGGUGUCGCUACCAGUGAAGACCCUACUGGGCUAACGCAAGACGCCAAUGGUGAGGUGUCUAAAGGACAGUCUAGCGUGGAAGAGCCUAUCGUUGAGGGCAAGUUCUUUCCAAGGACCCUUUACAAAUUUAACGGCCACGACGACGAGAAGAUAUUCAUAGCAGUUAGGGGGAAGGUUUACGACUGCACUACAGGGAGGCAGUUCUAUGGUCCCAGUGGGCCAUACUCUAAUUUUGCUGGCCACGAUGCGUCCCGCGGGCUUGCUACUAAUUCCUUCGAGUUGGAUGCUGUGAAACACUGGGACCAGCCUGUCGACGAUCUUUCGGACUUAUCGGAGCAACAGCUGGAGGCACUUGAUGGGUGGGCAGCACACUUUGAGAAGAAGUACCCAUGUAUUGGGGUCUUGGUGCCCGAACCCGGCGUCAAUUACUAA